Molecule: messenger RNA, 2350 nt
Organism: Populus euphratica (Euphrates poplar)
Lineage: Eukaryota; Viridiplantae; Streptophyta; Magnoliopsida; Malpighiales; Salicaceae
Product: protein YLS9-like
Exons: 1
Coding region: 791-1456 (221 amino acids)
Biological process (GO): defense response to other organism
Cellular component (GO): plasma membrane; plasmodesma
Source: RefSeq, a predicted model, not a curated record
CCUAGUAUAAUAACACUUUGUUCUUAUAGCAAGAACAAGUUCUAAGCGCUUCCAUCGCACUCGGGCAGUUAAUUAUCAAUGUAUUUAAUCAAAUUCAACACAAUCCCACUAUAAUUCAUGUGGGUUUAUUUAUACUUCAUCAAACCAUCGAAGUAUUGACUGUGUUCGUACAUGCUGGCAUGCCUAUAUGAAGGCACAUGUAUGUAGACGGUAUGCUUGGUUCUAAAACUAUAGGCUAAGCAAUUUGAUAAAUUGAUAUAUGCUACUCACAAAUUAGAAGCAUGCUAGAUAUUUCAAGCUUCGUCAGCUUGAUUAUGCUAAGAAAAAAGUCUACUGGUUAUUCUGAAACAUCGUGUCCAAGUUUGAAAGGGAAACCAUACACGCGUAAGUCAAUGGAAGCUGCUGAAGUUUCCAAGCACAAUCAAUCCCCUAUUUAUUAUACCAAAUUUACACGUUAGAAGUUAUCAGGUUCCAUCUAAAGAGGUCUCCACCCGCACAAGAUAUGCCUGAACUUCCAAAAUUGCCUGAAAAAAUACAGAGCAAUCCAACAAAGUAACCGCGUCAAUGGACGCGGCCAAUAUCUCCAACUUCGAUGUCCCUCUUGGUGCUAAGACAAAUUCACACCUACCCAACUAAUCAUCUUCUUACAAUCCCUUCUUAUAUAUACACUCACGAACACAUUCAUAGCAGACCAAAUCAUAUCUGAACAAUCUCAGAGUAGUCGUUUUAUCUCUCACAGCACAUUUGUCUACUCUCCUUUUGUUUUCUGACCAACCAGAACAACUCUGUAAUGGCAGAGAAACAAGCUCAUUUGAAUGGGGCCUCUUAUGGUCCGUCAAUCCCACCUCCGCCACACUACCACCGCCCUGGCCGUGGUUCUGACUGUGGCUGCUGUUGUUUCUUGGCCUUCCUCCUCAAAGUCAUCAUCACCGUGGCCAUGCUUAUUGGGCUUUUCAUCCUUAUUAUCUGGCUCAUAUUUCGUCCCAUUAACAAGGUCGAAUUCCAUGUCACAGACGUUGCUUUAACUCAGUUCAACUACACCAACAACAUGCUCCAAUUCAACCUUGCUGCCAACAUCAGUAUCCGCAACCCUAACAAAAAGAUUGGAAUUUACUAUGAUAGGAUAGAGGCCAGGGCAUUUUAUGACGACCAGAGGUUUGGCUAUCAUGCCUUGACUCCAUUCUAUCAAGGACACAAGAACACAAGUGUCUUGAACGUAGUUUUUAAAGGGCAGCAAGCAGUUACCCUUCAAGGUGAAGAGUUGACACGGUUUAAUCAAGAAAGAACAAGUGGGUUAUAUAGUAUUGCCUUGGAGUUGUCCUUGAGGAUUAGAUUUAAGCUUGGUAAGGUCAAGACUGCAAGGUUCAAGCCCAAGGUUGAGUGUGACGAUUUGAAGAUUCCUCUGAACGGAUCUCCUGUUGCUGGGAGUAAUAACAAGUGCGAGAUCAAGUUUUGAUGAUCAUCAUGGUCGCAAAGCCUCAUCUUAAUAUUUGAUUCAAUCUUUGAUUGGUUUUGUUUGAUAUUAUUACUAUUUUUUUUUUACCCUUAUCAUGCUUUUAUGUUCAUAGUCAGAGACUAUAUUGGAUUUUUUUUUUCUUUUCAUUAUGUUGAUGUAUAUAAUUAAUAGAUAAUGAAUUUAGUAUUUCUCUGAGAUGCAUACCACUUGUUAAAAUCAUUACUAAUAACAUAAGAAACACCCUCUUAUUAGCUUUGAAUAAACCAUCUAAUUAAUCGGCCAUUUUAAAGAGAUGUGAAUCUUGAGCGGCCAUCAUGGAUUCUUCAAUAUUUCACAGAAGAAACGACAAGGGAAAAGAACGACCAAAGAAACUAGCUACAGCAAAUCAGUGCUGCUUGUAGCAGACUUGUCAAGGCAAAACCCGCAUUGCAUGAAGAUUAUGUGCCAGAGAGUAAUCAGUAAGGUUGUACAAGAGAGAUCAUCAAGAUCUUAUGAUUUCUCCUUGAGGCUUUAUUUGAAGCGAGAUUCACGAAGACUUUAAUUUUUAUAUUUUCAUAAAAACUAAUGUUUUAAGAUAGAGCAAUUUAUGCCGGUGUAACGCCAAAAAUGUCCUUUGAAUAAACCAGCCUCUAAUCAACUAGUGCUGAUAUUUAUUAAUAGCGUAUUUGGUAAGGGUGGUUGGUGCGUCUGUUUCGUGGUGACAAUAAACAAGGGGUUGAUUUUAUUGCUAUAUGUUGUGAAUGUUAUGAGGGGAUCUUCAUAUGCACAAGGAAAUAAUUUGGACAUAAACAAUAAAAGACAUUAAUCUCCUAGAAUUAAUUAAGGUGUAUCAGUUAUAGAAACUAGAAUAAUAAAGAAUCAAUUAUCUUGCCGAGAGCAGAUAAUAAAUAAAUA